Molecule: messenger RNA, 3247 nt
Organism: Epinephelus moara (kelp grouper)
Lineage: Eukaryota; Metazoa; Chordata; Actinopteri; Perciformes; Serranidae
Gene: st6galnac4
Product: ST6 (alpha-N-acetyl-neuraminyl-2,3-beta-galactosyl-1,3)-N-acetylgalactosaminide alpha-2,6-sialyltransferase 4
Exons: 5
Coding region: 317-1180 (287 amino acids)
Biological process (GO): ganglioside biosynthetic process; oligosaccharide metabolic process
Molecular function (GO): alpha-N-acetylgalactosaminide alpha-2,6-sialyltransferase activity
Source: RefSeq, a predicted model, not a curated record
GCCCAGAAAUCGUUUGUCGGUUACUGUGUCAACUCGGGUGAGAUAACAGUAAACAAGAUAACAGUUAUUAUAAACGUGCCGUCGAUUAGACGAGACUAGUGAAGUAGCAAGGCGAUGAAGGUUACACCGAAAAGAAGAUCCUGGAUUUGACAACUGACUGAGAGCAGCCAUUAAAAUCUGUAAAUAUGAAACGUAUCGAUCAUGAUCCGUCCGUGGCUGGGCUUGUCUCUGUACCCGCCUCUGCCUCAAGUUAAACGGCUGGAAAAAAUGAAUGCCGUCGUAGUCCCUGGAGUAGGGCUUUCUCCAAGACCUUGAUAUGAAAUAUCAGAUGCUGCGCUGGCUCUGCCUGCUCAGCCUGAGCCUUCUUCUAUUGUUCUGGUUAGGAUGUGUGAUCAUACGGGACGAUCCGUCUCCCGCCGUGCAAAGCAAUGGGCUCAGGGGCUACAUGAGGAUCACCCCCGGCAGGACGGAGCAGUUCCUGCACAUGCACUGCAACCAGUGUGCCUUGGUCUCCAGCUCAGGUCAGAUGCUCGGAGCAGGCGUCGGAGAAGAGAUAGACAAAAUCGGAUGUGUGAUCCGGAUGAACAACGCACCCACACAGGGGUAUGAGAAGGACGUAGGGAGCCGCACCAGUGUUCGGGUUGUGUCUCACACCAGUGUUCCCCUGUUGGUGAAAAACGAGCGCUACUAUUUCAACCAAUCAGCGGGCACCACAUAUGUGAUCUGGGGUCCUGAGAGGAACAUGAGGCAAGACGGGAAAGGACGUACCUUCAAUGCUCUCCUGAAAGUAGCAGAGAAGUAUCCAAACGUCAGAAUCUACGCUGUGACCAGGGAGAAGGUUCAGUACUGUGAUGGUGUGUUUCAGAAUGAAACUGGAAAGAACAGAAUGAAGACGGGGGCAUUUCUCAGUACGGGAUUCUUCACAAUGAUUCUGGCGAUAGAAAUGUGUGACAGCAUCCAUGUUUACGGAAUGAUUGAUGAUAGCUACUGCAGUCGAGCCAAUCACAGUGUUGUUCCUUACCAUUACUAUGAGAGGAACCGAAUCGAUGAGUGCAAGAUGUACAGGGUCCACGAGCGCACACAACGUGGGGGUCAUCGCUUCAUCACUGAGAAAGCCAUCUACGCCAAGUGGGCAACACGGCACAAGAUGGAGUUCAAACACCCCUCUUGGGUCCUCUAAAGAAAGAGACAUUAAACCCAGAAGAUGUUCGCUGGGCGCACACUGGGAUUCACUAUUGCUGGUUUUUGGUCUAUUUUGCUGAAGACUUUAGUGUUGCCUUACAUGGUAUUGUUACUGCUGGACUCCAGUUUUCAUUUGGAAUUUUACUUUUUUACCUACUCAGCAGUUUUUUCAAGUAGAAAAGACAUCUGAUACUGGCUCAUUAGUGGUUAAAUAAUCUGCAGCCAUAUAUAUAAACAAAUGCUUGAGACAUCCACAUUUACCAGCAGUUAACUGGUGACAGAUGGUGAAGUACCACUCUCAGUAUUACUGAACAUUUGCAUUAUGUACAGCCAUAUACAGUAUCAGUAUAGCAUUAAGCCACUAAGCUAGACACUGAAACCAGUUUAUACCAAAGCUUCUGGUUUUUAAUUUCUUCAUACCUGUGCCUUGACUUUUGGUUUUAUUCUGCAGUGUUUUAUUUUAUGCUGCAAUCAUGCGUGCAGCUACAAAAUGCACCUUUACUCUAUGACACAGGAGUGUAUUGUUUAAGGCUCCAGCUAAUGAUUAUAAUCGAUCAAUCAUUUGGUCUACAAACUGUCAGAAACUAUUUUAAAAACGUCCAUGACAGUUUCCUAGAACUCAAGCUCAUGUAUUUAAAUUAUUUGUUUUAUUCAAUCAUUGGUCAAAAACCGAAAGUUUUUCAAUUUGCAAUCAUAGGAGAGGAAGACAACCAGCAAAUAAUCACAUUUGAGAUUUUUUGGGGGGCAUUUUUGAAUAACUUAAAUUAUUAAUCAACAACCAAAACAAGUUGCUGCUACAUUUUGUGUCAGUCAACUAAUUGAUUAACUGAUUAAUUGUUUCAGUUUAUGCUGACAACUUGCUCUGACUGCAACCAGUUACAGUGUUAUAAUGCUUGAAGUAGUAGUAGUAUUAGUAGUAGUAGAAGUAAGCUUUAAACCUUUGAAACCUGGAGCGACGUCACUUUUCUUGUGCUGCUUGUAGACGCCUUUCACAAGUAUUUAAAUCUUGGAACUCUGAGCAAGUUGGUGCAAUUUCUUACAAAGACAUCGGGGGAAAAAGGCAAUGAGCAACUUGGUAAGGAAUGUCCCACAAAUUGCAGAAACUUUACAGGUUUAGAAAAUUAUUUGAAGAAACAGGGAAAAAAGAAAAAGCUAGGGAAAAUUAUAUUUAUUAUUUUUAAGCACCUUUUUCUAAGUCAAUUCCUUCCUUUGUUUGUUUUAACUUUAUUUUUUAAGCUAAUUUUCUUGUUUUUAAUUUUCUCUUGUAGCUAAUUUCUUGCAUAUUUUCGGUCUUCAUGUUUUUGAAAGAAAUCAAGCCAGUUUGCUCAGGUUUUAAAUGGUUAAUGUAAACAGUGUCCAGAUAUUACCAUUGGGAGCUGAGUGCCAUUUAACCCAAACAGAGAUCAUGCAGUUUGCAUUUGUGCCUCGUGUGGUUUAACAUGUGCUGAGGGAGCACAGUGACAUAAACAAAUGUGACCGCGUGUUUACAAAUCACAGGAAGGACAGUAUUAAAAUGUAACUGCAGAAGAGUCUACAGUCCACAGACCACAGUCCACUCAUCAACAGCACACAGCUUUAAUGCUGAACAGUGGCCAACAAACACAGUAUUAAAUACAAAGAGCAUGAUAAGAAGAUGCAAACAGAGCCUGCAGAUCUUUGUGGUCAGUGUGUAUUAUCUAUACACAUUUCUAUAGUGCUGAUGGAACAAACAGCAGCUGCACUGUUGGCAGUCCUACCACUGUGUGGCAUCCUAAUCCUCUGACAGAAGGAGUUUGGUGUCAUGUUUUGACUUUGAAUGUAAUUGGUCCGAUACCAUAAACACAAAGUGAGUUACUUGUUUUUAGACAUCUACUUUUGAAUUAUUUACCCUUUAUGUUCUGCUGCUUGUUUACAGUGAGAAACAUAGUGCUGCCUUUCCAGUCGCAUAAUGCUUCUUUUGUGACUAAUUCCAAAGACUAUAGUAUUUGCACUACGGAGCAAACUGCUGUGUCAAAGUAUUUACUGUAAUUUUACAUUUCAAACAGGAAUUGUUUGAAUUAAAACGUAUUAUUGAAGACUUUGGUAA